Molecule: messenger RNA, 7110 nt
Organism: Prorocentrum cordatum
Lineage: Eukaryota; Dinophyceae; Prorocentrales; Prorocentraceae
Source: the annotation of a GenBank genome assembly
AUGGCGACUAUUGGAGAAGCCGCUGCAGCCAGCGGCGAGGACAAGAACAGCGGGGGCAAGAUUCCCGUACCCGUCUUCGACGGCACGAACAAGACGAUAAUGAAGUUCCGCCGGGAGGUCGCCGUCUGGCAGAUUGGCACCGAGAUGAAGCUGCCCAAGCAGGGCGCGACGCUUUUGGCCAGCCUCAAGGGCAAGGCCGAGGAGGCGUGCGAGGAGCUCGACCUAGAGACCAUCAAGGGCGACGGUUCGGUGGAGGUUUUCUUGGAGGGCCUCGGGAAGCGCUUUCCCGAGAUCGAGGUACUGGAGUUACCAGCGCUCCUGGGGACAUUCGUGAAGCCGGCGUGCAUCCGGCACAAGUUCGAGGAGAUCCGCCAUUUCAGAAAUCGCUUCAGAGGCAUUGCGACGAAACUGAAGGCCAAAGACAUAGAGGUGCCCGACGAGGUCUUGGCCGACCUGUACAUCAAGGGCGUCCGCUUGCCACCGGAGCACGCGGCGAGCGUGCUCAACGGCGUGGGCAACAAGUUCAAUCCGACGAAGAUCCAGGAGCAGCUCAUGAUCAAUUCGCCCAAAGCAUCGGCGGCUACGGAGGUCACAGAAAAGGACCACAAGAAGGUGUGCGCCACGGAGGCCUACGACGAGGCCGAGAACGACGGCGCGUCCACCGACAGCUCCGAAGGCUACGGCGACGACUUGCGGGACGAUCUACAGGACGUGAUAGACGAGGCGGAGGAGCAGGUGGCUUCCUUCACCAAGAAGAUGGUGCGCGCCAAGGACAAGCUAAAGGAGGCCAAGCAGGCGCGCGGCUACUUCGCCAAGCGAGACGGCGGGCGCCCGCCGAAUAAGGGCGACGCCAAGAUCGCCGAGAUGAAGGCGAGGACGCAAUGUGGAGCUCGUGGCCAGAAGGGCCACUGGCGCGGCGGCCCGCAGUGCCCCAAGAAGAACGAACCCAACGCGAGGGCCGACAUCCCUCGAAAGGGAAGUCACACUACGAACCUGACUACGAACGACGGGGCCGGCGACGCGCAGGAGCCCCACGUCGCGGAGAUGACGGUCGCGGCGGUCUACCAGCACGAGCAGCUGAGAGCGGCGCGAGACCGGAGGAAGGUCACCUUCGGCAGCGCGCUGCACGACAUCGACUGGACGAACAUGCGCCAGCAGGCCAACGUGCCCGAGGAGGUGGCGGCCGCCUCGUUCUACACCAACAAGGACAACCAAUGCCUCAUGGCCGCGACGGGUUCGGCGCACAUCUACAUCAGCGUCGAAGACCUACUCGAGGAGUCGGGCGGCGAGCUGACUUUCGACACCGCCUGCUCGCGUUGCGUCGGCGGCCUGGACUGGUACAACGAUAUCAAGAAGAAGCUGGCGGCCUUCAACAUCCAGCCGAUCGAGUGCCCGAAGAAGGAGUCUCUCCGCUCCGGAGCGUCCAAGCUUGUGCACAGCCGCAAGUCGGCGCUGAUUCCCUGCUCGGUGAACGGCAAGGCCUUCACCGUGCGUGUGAGCAUCGUGCGCAGCGCCGUGCCGGGACUGUUCAGCCGCCAGGCCCACAGCGAAUUGGACAUUCUCUACCACGCGGCUGGCAACAAGCUGGACAUCAAGUCCGUCAACGAGCACGGCAUCCAGAUGGGCCUGGGCCGCGCCGGACACCCGACGCUCGAGAUUACAGGCGUCGCGCCAAGGUGCAAGCACGUGUCGGACGUCUCGGACACCGAGACCGAGAUCCGGCUGCAUCCUUUUGCGACUUACCACGCUGAGACAGCCGUGGCCAGCGCUGCCAAGCUGGCAGCGCCCGAGCGCUGCGACCAAGGGGUCGUCUCGGAGGCCGACGAGUCUCAGUCGGAGACUGACUGCGACGAGCUCGAUAGCGCUGAACUGUUCGAGCAGCAAUUGCGCCAGCUUUUACGACGCGUGCCGUGGCAGAUCCAGCCACCGCAGCUUUUCACGAACCGGCGGCCGGCGCUCAUGCCUCCGUCGCAGCCGAAAUGUAUGAUAUCUCCCAGGGCGACGAACCGGGAGGCCAGCUACUCGAACACGCCGACGCCGAGUACUUCCCGCCUGCCGGCGAUCUCUAGCAUGCGGAUGGGGGGCCCACAGGCGGGGGUGGCAAGCUACGAGUUGGAUGUGCGCGACGCGACGUGCGACCAGCUCCGAGUCAUCCCGCGCGCGCUGAGGGCCCAGGGACAGGACAAGAAGGCGCAGGACAUCCCCGGGCUCGGCAAGAUGCACGCGCACGAGCCCCAGGAGUUCCGCUGGGCGAAGGACAUCGACUUCGACCAGCACGCCACCGUGCCGGAACUCAGGCAGCGCCUGCAGGGCUGGAAGGUCGAGGACGCGGUCAGCGGCGCCUCGAGCAACGUGGCUCAUCCAAGCUUGCAGAUCACGGGGAACGAAAAGAUGCGCUUCGGCAAGUACCCGACUGCGGAUUACCGCUGGGUGCUCAAGAACGACCUGGGCAACGCGCGGUGGGCGGUGCUGGAGCUGAACAACGGCUGGGCGAGCCCGCUCCUGGCGCGCUUCGCCAGGUGGGUCAAGGCUCACGGAGUGAAGCCGCCCGAGCCCGAGAAGGCCAAGACCGCCAUCGAGGCGGCGAUGGCCGAGGAGGUGGUCCUGGACGACGAGUCGGCGACGCCGGCGGCGACGACCCAGCGGGCCUCAGCAAGCCAAGGCAGCUCGGCGGGUCACCGCCGCCCGAGGCCGGUCGAGGGGCACGAGAUGGACACCGGCGGCCACGGCUUCCAGAAGGCGGGCGAGACCGACCAGGAGACGGACGCGGCGUCUCCGCAGGUCACGGGCUUGCUGAGCGCCUUCGCUUUUCAGGCGGUGCUCACUGCGGACUGGCCGCCCCGACCUCUCAAGCCGCUCGCUCAGUAUGCGACGAGCGCCGCGCGGGGCGUGGCGGGCCACAUGAGGAACUUCAAGGAGGUCUACGCCGUCCAGAGCCACGGCGUGGACGCCAUGCAGGUCUUCGGAGGCGAAGGCGGUAUUACCGAGGCGGCAGUGCGCCGCAACAUGACAGCCACGGAGGUGAUCCACCGCAAGUUCGGCUGGGACCUCCGCAAGCAGAAGGACCUCGAGAUGACGUGCGAGCGGUACUACGCAUCGAGGCCGAAGUUCGCGUCGAUCGAGCUCGAGCUAUCCUGCGCCUACUACGCGAACAUUGCAAACUUCAACUUCCGCGCGCCGCCGGGCAAGCAGGCGCUGCGGCGGCUGCGGCGCGCGGAACGGCCAUUCCUUUUCUUGGCCCGCGACCUCUUCAAGUCUCAGCUCGAUCCAGGCGGCGUCGCCAUGAUCGAGAACCCGGCCACCAGCCGGAUCUGGACGCAGCGCAUCAUGAUGGAGCUACUUGCCGACAAGCGCGUGUACCAGGUGAUGUGCGAGUACGGGGCUCGAUGCUACAAGACGGGGGGGCUCAUCAAGCACCCCGCCAAGUUGCUCGUCGCCCAUAAGGAGUACGAGCGGCCACGCCGCACCUGCAGCCGCAAGCGCCACGACCAGACGCUGGGGGACAACAUGGCGGUGCGGAAGUCUGGCGUUUAUCCAGCCAAGUCCUGCCGAGCGGUGGUGCGCGUCGUCGAGCAGAUCAUUCGCCGCCAGGGUGGGCCUCGCGCCUACCAGGUGGACUGCGGCGCUUCCUCGUUGCCCUUCAUCGCGACGGAGCUGAAGGAACAGGCCACCGCCUGCGCGAACGAUACCGCGCCCCUGGGAGAGACGGGCGAGCCUAUUGGGGAUCCAGACCCCAUGGGCGGCGGAGACGACUCCGCCGACACUCGCGACGUGAAGGCCGUCAAGGGGCUGAUCUGCGGAGCGCGCCGCUCGCAGCAGCGCCCGAGCGCAAGGAGACCAGCGCACUUCCACUUCGUGCAGGAUUUCGGCGACGACGUGGGCUCCGAUUGCUUCGAGCUCAAGGACGUCGACGGCAAGAGCUACUGGUACUUCAGCAUCGUCGACUUGGCCACUACCUUUCACUUCGCGACGCUGAUCGGUCGCCACGCCAGCCAGGAGUUCGCUACGGCCUUCGAAAGGUGCUGGGCCUCCUGGGCCGGCGUCGACAUGGAGAGGGGAUUCGGCGGCGUUCUCAGCGAUUUGUUCCAGUCUUUCGACACGGUGCAGCUACCGGUCGCUGGACAGGCCCACUGGCAUCUCGGUCGAGUGGAACGUCAGGGAGCCUGGUGGAAGGAGCUAGCUGCGAGGACGAUCGAGCGCUCGUCGAUCAGGGGCGAGGGCGAGAUGCGGACGCUGGGCAUUAUGGUGUCGGGCGCGAAGAACUCGCUGAGGAGGCGGGCCCGCUUCAGCCCCCCGCAGCGGGUUCUGGGGCGCGAUCCCAAGAUGCCCGCCGACCUGGUGGGCGACACGGCCAAUUGCAGUGCCCACAGCCUCGCCGCCAAUGACGAGAAGAUUCGCCGCCGAUAUGCUAUUCGGACGGCGGCGCGCGAGUCGUUCAUGCGGUUGCAGAACGACGACCAGCUCAGACGAGCCAUGCUGGCUCGCGCGCGCACCGUGGCCACACCUUUGUCAGUGGGCGAGAUGUGCUACAUGCUCCGCCAAGUCAAGAUGAAGGAGCAGAAGGAGCAGCACAACCGCAACGCCAAGAGGGGCAUCUGGCGGGGGCCGUGCGUGGUUAUCGGUCACCAGGGCAACAACACCUGGGUCUCGCUGGGAGGGCGCGCCAUGCUGGCGGCCCCAGAGCACAUCAAGGCGCUCGCUCCGGACGACGUCUGGUUCCCGAACAGCCGAGACGAGAUCGGCCAGGCCGUGGCCGAGCUCAACAGGGCUCGCGACUCACUCGAGCAGGAGGAGGCCCUGGUGGAGGACAUCCGCCCGGAGCCGGGCCAGCCCGAGGUCCGGCCAGACGAGAUGGAGCAGGCGUGGCGGAAGUUCAUCGACAGCCCAGACGACGACGACCUGUGUCUGAACGUUCCUGAGGACCCGAAGCCCCAGGAGCAGAUCGAGGUGCUGCCCGCCGACCGAGCCGACAUACCUCAGUCAGCCUUGGAGGAGCAGCCCUACGGCCCCGCCGAGUUCCGACGACGGAGAGCGACCUUCGACGGGACGGACAGCGGCAACCUCGGCCCGGCCCGCAAGCGCCUGCAGACCGCCAAGGAGCACGCGGGCUCCGGAGGACCGCCCCCGAGGGCAGCCUCGCGCGAUCGGGCGGCCGUGCCCGACGGCGGAGCAGCGGCCGGAUCCGAGACGGAGGGCGCUAGAGAAGCGAUGCAGACCUCCAUCGCCACCGAGAGGACCAAGGGCAAGCAAGCCGACGAGGAGAUCCGCUGGAGGGCCAUCAAGGACUCUGACAGGGAGCUCUACCGAGAGGCGGCGGCCAAGCAGUGGAGCGAGUGGCAGAAGUACGGAUCAUUUCAGGUGCUCACCAUCGAGGAGUCCGAGGCGGUCAGUGGCAUGGUCAAGGCCAACCUCAUCUUGCCCAGCCGGUUCGUGCACCGGGCCAAGGCCCGACUCUGCGUCGGGGGCUACAUGGACCCGCGUCUCGCUCAGGGCGACCUGCGCACAGACGCGCCUACGGUCACCCGCAACUCAACUAUGCUGUUCUUCACCAUCUGCCAGAGGCUCGACCUGGAGAUUUACGCAGCGGACGUGGAGGUGGCUUUCAUGCAAGGCGACGAGCAGCCCGACCAGCAGUUGUGCAUGGCUCAGCCUCGCGAAGGCUUACCUGGGCUGCACCCGAAGCAGUUGAUCAAGAUCCUCAAGAGACAUUCGCACGACAAGCUCGGGGAGCUGUGCGCGGUGGUGGUCGCCCGCGUGGACGACCUGCUGCUGGGCGUCUCGCCCAAGUACCCGAGACUGUACGACCGGCUCUACAAGUUCCUGCCGUGGGGCGACUGGAGAGGAGGGGUCUUGCACCUACGCCAGACGGAGUUCGCGGACGCGAUCGAGGAGAUCGCGCUCAGCAAGGAGCGCAAGACGGAGCUGUCGGCGGAGGCGACGCCUGCCGAGUUUUCGGAUAAUCGCUCCGCCCUCGGAGCGCUCGGAUGGCUCUCAUGGCAGACUCGACCAGACCUGUCAGCUGGAGUGGCCAUGCGACAGCACACCCAGAACAAGCCCACCAUCCAGGACCUGCUCGAGACGAAUCGGCUCAUCAAGCUGGCGCGGAAGCACGCGGACGUGGGACUGGAAGUCCCGAAGCUACGUGGACCGUUUUGCCUGGUCACCUACCACGACGCCAGCUGGGCUAAUGCUGACGAGCCACCUGAAGGUGUCGUAGAGAUCGUGGGCAGCAAGGACAAGAAGGUCAAGAUCCGCUCGCAGGCCGGCUACGUGACGUUCGUCGCCGAGGUCAAGCUGGCGUGCGGUCCGUCGGCGCAGCGUUUUGUGUUGAUCGUUGUGCUUCCCCACAUGUUUGGGGAGAGGUGCACGGUCCUGGAGGGGAUGGCCUUCUGCCUGGACCACGCCGACAUGGCCGUCGAAAUCGCCGAGUGCAUAACCCAGGCGCUCACGAUCCUGGAGACGGAGAUGACACUCAAGAUGUCGCGCCUUCUCAUCGUCAGCGACAUUCUCCACAACACUGCCAGCUCUCGACCAUCGGCCUGGGCGUACCGCCGCGAGUUUGAGAAGUCGCUCCCAGACAUCAUGGAGCAUUUCAACAUCGCCAUCGCGCGAGCGGACAGCAAGCUGCAGGCCGAGAAGGCCAAGGAGCAGGUGAUGCGCAUCCUGCGGGUCUGGGAGGACUGGGGCCUGUUCGCGCCAUCGUUCAUACGCGGCCUGGAGGCCUCGGUCGCGGUGGGCGUGAAGCGGCUGAGGUUCCUGGCCACGAGGGGAGACGGCUCCCGCGAGCCCACGUGGUUGUUGCCGAAGCUGACGGACUGGCGCAAGCAGCACUUCUCGCAGCUCGAGAAGAUGUGCCGCACCCGCGGCUUGCGAUUCUCCACCUCCCACGUCGAGGCCUCCAGGGAGCUCCCGCUGGAGGACGCCAGGAGGGAGUGGCUCAUCGACCGCCUGGCCGCCUACGAGCUGCACUGGCACGAGAAGGAGCAGGCACGGCUCGCCGCGGGCUCCGGCGCCGGCGCGGGCGCCGCGCGGGCCUCGGCGGCGGCGGGGCGAGGCGCGGACGAGCUGGACGGGGAGGCGAUGGAGUGCGACAUCGACGGGUUCCCUCUG